AGGAAAAGUAAAGUUCAUUAUCAGGUUGCUGUGAUCAUCAACUACCUGGGUCACUGUAUCUCUCUGGGAGCACUGCUGCUGGCCUUCACACUCUUCAUGAGACUCAGGAGUAUCCGCUGUCUGAGGAACAUCAUCCACUGGAAUCUGAUCUCAGCGUUCAUCCUGAGGAACGCUACCUGGUUCAUCGUGCAGUUAACGAUGAACCCCGCUGUUACCGAGAGCAACCAGAUUAACUUUGUCUUCCUGUUCAACAUUGUUCGGAUCCUGAUGACCAAACUGAGGGCGUCUACCACCUCAGAGACCAUCCAGUACAGGAAGGCAGUGAAGGCGACUCUGGUGCUGCUGCCUCUGUUAGGAAUCACCUACAUGUUGUUCUUUGUGAAUCCUGGAGGAGAAGACGAAGUUGCUCAGAUUGUCUUCAUCUACUUCAACUCCAUUCUGGAGUCCUUCCAGGGUUUUUUUGUCUCAGUUUUCUACUGUUUUCUCAACAGUGAGGUGCGCUCUGCGGUCAGGAAGCGUUGGAUUCGUUGGCAGGACCGUCACUCCUUCCGAAGCCGGGCGGUGCGCGCUACAUCACUUCCAACCUCACCGAGCAGAGUGUCCUUCCACAGCAUCAAACAGUCCUCCAACCUCUGACUGACUGACUGACUGACUGACUGACAGACAGAGUCUCUGUUGGAUCUAACUUAUCCAACUACAGUUCGUGGUUUCAUUCCAGUCAGAUGCUUUAUUCUGCAUCAGGACCAGAUUUAACCAACCAGUGGAUCAGUUCAGACCAGCCAAUCACAGUGCAGGACACAGAUUUGUGGAGCCAAUCAGAUGGAGACCUGUAAGUGGAGAGUCUGCAAGGCCCUGCCCCUCUUCCAAUCACCAAUCACUGGACUCGACCAAUCAGCUGCUUCCACAGGGUCACAGACUCUUGUGACAUCAGGCAGCUGGACUGUGUUCAUAUAAUCAAGUUUAUUUAUUGAUUAGUGUUAUUGAUGAGCUAUAUUUGUGUAUAUUGUAAUAUUGAUCACCAGCUUUUUCCUGUUUAACAGAGCUAACAGCACACACACACACACACACACACACACACAGACACACAGUAGAUGGCAGUAAUUAUCUCAAACAGUAAAGAACUCUGGAUGAAGUCCCUGAGCAUUGAUCAUCAUUGAUUAUCUACAAUCAGAAUAUUUUGUUCAACAUGUACUUCAUUAACCACAUUUACUUCAAUAAUCAUAUUUAUUUCAAUCAGGACACUUAAACAGUCAAACAAAAAAGUCUGCAAAAAACAGAACUCUUCCAGAGCUCCACCAGUCCACAAGUCCUGAAUGCAUCACAAAGAGAGCUGCCACCAGGGGGCGCUCUGACCAACUGGAAAUAUUCAUCUUGUUCUGUUGCACUAAAGAACAAAUACCAGCUGAACAUCAGGGGGCGCUAUAACAAAUGUAUUCAUUAUAACAAUUGUAACAAAUUCUGGGGAUUCAUAUUCAUCAUUAUCUAUUAAAAAACAAAAUAAUAUAAUUAAUUGUUUAUAAUGAAUGCAUACAGACACUCCAGGACUUUAUCUUUAAUAUGCUGAUGAUAUGCUUUUGUACUUUGAAUAUUUGCACUUUCCAUGAGACGGACACAGAACAGUAAAAGAAAUAUAUAUUUAUCAUAAAUUGUAAUUGUUGUUGUGCACAUUUGCACAGUUGUAAAUCUUAAAUAAGAGUUUGGGGUUAGAUAGAGGUCAGUAGUACUAACAGUAACCAUAGUUACCGCAGUAACCAUAGUAACCAUAGGUUAGAUAGUUCCUGUAGGUCUGUGUAGAGGAAAAUACUCAGGAUGAAACACAAACUGCUCCUCUUCCUCCUUUUCCCUGAACUCAUCUUCAUCAUUGUGCCUGUGUGUGUGUGUGUGUG
Messenger RNA from Morone saxatilis (striped sea-bass), 1886 nucleotides. RefSeq names its product corticotropin-releasing factor receptor 1-like. Gene Ontology annotation, molecular function: G protein-coupled peptide receptor activity; corticotropin-releasing hormone receptor activity; corticotropin-releasing hormone binding. Gene Ontology annotation, cellular component: plasma membrane; neuron projection. Gene Ontology annotation, biological process: cell surface receptor signaling pathway; adenylate cyclase-activating G protein-coupled receptor signaling pathway. The record is from RefSeq and is a predicted model, not a curated record. Lineage: Eukaryota; Metazoa; Chordata; Actinopteri; Moronidae.